AUGGCUUCAGGUAACCACAAAUCGGACUACCAGGCAUAUCGACCGCUGGAUGACACGUUCAGGGUUUUGUCGUUCGAUUCCAGAGGCCACGGCGAGAGCUCUGCCACGAAGCCGUACACAUUUGAGCAGAUUGUUGAUGAUAUCGAUGGUAUGCGGAAGCACUUUGUGGGCAACGACAGGAUUAUUCUGAUCGGAGGCAGUUUCGGCGGCUUCCUCGCGCAGCACUAUGCCAUCAAGUACCCGUCGAAUCUGACACAUCUGGUCCUUCGAGGGACUGCUCCUUCCUACCAUCAGGAAGAGGAUGCCAUCAAAACUCUCGAGCAGAGGAUAGCCAAGGCACCUAGCUUUUCCGUGGAAAUGCUCAAGAAUAAGGUAUUUGGGGCGUAUGAGAGCGACCUGGAGUUCCAGCUCGUCCACCUGGCCAUGCUGCCUCUGUACAGCGAAGCCUUUGACGCGAAUGCCGCCUUGCAGCAUUGUCUUCACAAUGUCUACAAUGCCGAGUCUCACAACGACCUGUACGCGGAGAGCGAGAAGUACUUUGACUACCGUGACAGACUGCCCAGCGUGACGGCCAAGACUUUGGUGUUUACGGGCGACAAGGACUGGAUCUGCCCACCAGAGCACUCGGUCGAAAUUGCCAGGCGCAUCCCGGGAGCGUCUUUGUUCAUUGUCGAGAAUGCAAACCACAGUGUGCAUCUGGAGAAGCCGGUCGAGGUGCUUGGUCGUAUUCGGGCGCACUUGGCGAGCUGA
Messenger RNA from Microdochium trichocladiopsis, 750 nucleotides. Its product is annotated as Alpha/Beta hydrolase protein. The coding region runs from base 1 to 750 and encodes 249 amino acids. The record is from RefSeq and is a predicted model, not a curated record. NCBI's taxonomy places the organism in Eukaryota, Fungi, Ascomycota, Sordariomycetes, Xylariales, Microdochiaceae. The transcript is spliced from 4 exons.